This is a messenger RNA of Trypanosoma cruzi, 2796 nucleotides long. Its product is annotated as trans-sialidase, putative. The transcript has a single exon. Bases 1 to 2796 code for a protein of 931 amino acids. NCBI's taxonomy places the organism in Eukaryota, Euglenozoa, Kinetoplastea, Trypanosomatida, Trypanosomatidae. The record is from RefSeq and is a predicted model, not a curated record. Gene Ontology annotation, molecular function: exo-alpha-sialidase activity.
AUGCUCUCACGUGUUGCUGCUGUGAAGGCACCCCGCACACACAACCGUCGCCGCGUGACCGGAUCCAGCGGAAGGAGGAGGGAAGGAAGAGAGAGUGAGCCGCAGAGACCCAACAUGUCGCGGCACCUCUUCUGCUCUGCGGUGCUGCUCCUCAUUGUUGUGAUGAUGUGCUGCAACACUGGUGGUGCUGCGGAAGCUGCGGAGCAGUCAUCUGGUCCAAAUUAUAAAUGGAAGGACGUCAAGGAUGAGGAGGGUGUAACUGUGGAGUCGUUGGGUGUUCCCGGCCUUCUAAAAGUGGGGAGUGACAUAUUUGCCGUUGCCGAGGCGCAGUGCAAGAAGAAGGAGGGUCAAGGCAGCUUUACUGGCAUUGCAUCCCAAAUUAUCACGAAAGAUAAUGCUGACACACCGGUGGAACUGCUAAAUGGAGUGAAAGAUAAGACACAAGUUUUGGAGGAAGACGGUUCCGAAGACCCAAAGAAGAGAAUAGAUGUGAGCCGACCAACAACGGUCGUGCAGGGAAAUGAUAUUUACAUGCUUGUUGGAAAAUACAGCCAGACAGCUGCCACUGGUCAGGAGGAUGGCGGAGCAGACGACUGGGGAUUAUUGCUGGUGCAAGGGAACGUCAGUGAUGAAAGCGGCGGUGAGAAAAGAAUCCAAUGGAAUGAGAACCAGCGACUGGUCGGCGCCUUUGCUGCUGAUGAACACAAAUGCUUGACGCAUCUGAUAGGCGGCGGUGGAUCGGGUGUUCAUAUGGGGGACGGCACGCUUGUGUUCCCAUUGGAAGGCACGAAGAAGGGUGAAGCACAAAACGAUGAAAAGGCCGUCUCACUAAUCAUAUCCUCCUCGAGUAGCACUAAGAGUUGGAUGCUAUCGAAGGGGAUGUCUGACGGUGGCUGCAGUGAUCCCUCCGUCGUGGAGUGGAAGGGCAAAAAACUCAUCAUGAUGACUGCGUGUGAUGAUGGCCGCCGCAGGGUGUACGAGACCGGUGACAAGGGGGAUUCGUGGACGGAGGCACUCGGGACACUCUCGCGCGUGUGGGGCAACAAACAGGGCGCAAAGGCCGUCAGAAGCGGGUUCAUCACAGCGACAAUUGGCGGUGUUGAUGAUAAGAAAAAGGUGAUGCUUGUUACUCUGCCGGUGUAUUCAAUUAAGGACGGUAAAAAAGAAAACGGUGAACUCCAUCUUUGGCUGACGGACAAUACGCACAUUUUUGAUAUUGGGCCGGUAUCCGGUGAAGACAAGGACGUUGCCACCAGCUCCCUGUUGUACAAAGGUGCUGGAAGUGGAGAUAAGAAGGAUGAGCUUAUUGUACUUUACGAGAAGAAGAAGGACGAUGGGGAGAAACCAUCACACAGUCUUUGGUCUGUGGUUCUGACUGAGCAGCUGCAGCGUGUGAAGGAUGUGCUGGCGACGUGGAAGAAAGUGGACGACCGUGUCUCCAAGAUGUGCCCUUCUAAAAGUGCUGUGGAGAGUACCUCACCUGAAAAUGCCUGCAGCCCUACUGUUAAGAUCACGGAUGGGCUGGUUGGCUUUCUGUCGGACAACUUCUCUGAUGGCACAUGGAGGGACGAGUACCUCGGGGUGAACGCCACAGUGAAGAACAAUGAUGAUGGGGGUAAGAAGGCAACAUUGCAUGAAGGCAGUGUGAAGUUCCAGGGAGCGUGGGCGGAGUGGCCCAUUGGCAGGCAGGGGGAGAAUCAGCUGUACCACUUUGCGAACUACAACUUCACUCUUGUGGCGACGGUGUCCAUCGACGGUGCGCCGCAGGAGGGAGAUACCCGCAUUCCUUUGAUGGGUGUGAAUAUGAAUGACGAUGGGAAGACUGUACUCCUGGGACUGUCGUACAACAGCGGAGGUAAGUGGGAGUUGUCUUGCGGUGGCGAAAACCCUGAGGAUCAAAGCCGCACUUGGGAGAAAGCGAAAAAAAAACACGUCGUAAUUUUGCUACGGAACGGCACCCAGGGUUCCGCGUACGUCGAUGGUGAGCGCGUGGGUGGGGAUGCGCAAUGUGAAUUGAAAGUGACGGAAUCGAACGAGAUCUCGCACUUCUACAUUGGAGGGGACGAACGCAGUGCGGGCGGCGCAGGGAUCCAAGACGUGUCCGUGACCGUGACGAAUCUCCUGCUGUACAACCGUCCUUUGACUCUCGAGGAGAUUGGCGCCCUCAACCCAAAUAAAGUCCUCAUUCCACCUGUGGUAUCUGACAAUGCCCAAGGAACCCUGUCGCAGUCCUCUCCUGCCGGGCAACCGCCGUCGGGGCCUAAAUUGUUGAAUGGAAAUGAGGGUGCGGGCGGUGGCAGCACGUCCACAUCAGCACCGUCCACUGCAACGACUUCCUUAGGAAAAGAGCAAUCCGUAAUUCGGCUGCCUUUAGGAACAUCUUCCGGUGGAAACAAAAAUGUGGAUGUCGCUUCUCCAUCCGAUGGUGAUCCAACGGUGGGAGCGGAAGCUGGAGGUGCGGUGCAGGGAGACACACCGCCCCAAACUCCUGUGGAUACCCCCGACACAGCAGAUCCAAACGCUCCUACCGCUACGAACGUGGCUCAAGUUGACCCCGCAGAUACAACUGAGGUUGGUGCGCGCUCUGGUGAGAAUGGAGAGACGGUGGGAGGGACGGAUGGGCAGAAACGGGAGGACAUCCAUGCACAGGACGGCGAAGUAAGGGCUGCGGCACUCAGCAGCAGCCUCGGAAAUGUGUCGCAGAGGAAUAACAGCGAUGCCGGCACUGUGCGUGGGAGCGGACUGCUGCCAUCGCUGCUUCUUCAGUUGGGACUGUGGGUGUUUGCGGCUCUGUGA